CGGCGGGUUUAUAUUGGCGCGGCCCAGAAGGCGGAGGCCUCUGCGGCGACGUCUUCGGAGACGCGCGGCCUUGCCCCGCGCUAGCCAUGGCUGACUACCUGAUUAGCGGGGGCACGUCCUACGUGCCGGACGACGGGCUCUCGGCACAGCAGCUGUUUAACUGUGGGGACGGCCUCACCUACAAUGACUUUCUCAUUCUCCCCGGGUACAUCGAUUUCACUGCAGACCAAGUGGAUCUGACCUCUGCUCUGACUAAAAAGAUCACUCUGAAGACCCCACUUGUUUCCUCACCCAUGGACACAGUCACAGAGGCUGGGAUGGCCAUAGCAAUGGCGCUUACAGGUGGUAUUGGCUUCAUUCACCACAACUGUACACCAGAAUUCCAGGCCAAUGAAGUUCGUAAAGUGAAGAAAUAUGAGCAGGGGUUCAUCACGGACCCUGUGGUCCUCAGUCCCAAGGAUCGAGUGCGGGAUGUCUUUGAAGCCAAGGCCCGGCAUGGCUUCUGUGGUAUCCCCAUCACUGACACAGGCCGGAUGGGGAGCCGCCUGGUGGGCAUCAUCUCCUCGAGGGACAUUGAUUUUCUCAAGGAGGAGGAGCAUGACCGGCUUUUGGGAGAGAUUAUGACAAAGAGGGAAGACUUGGUGGUAGCCCCUGCAGGCAUCACACUGAAGGAAGCAAAUGAAAUUCUGCAGCGCAGCAAGAAGGGAAAGUUACCCAUUGUAAAUGAAGAUGAUGAGCUGGUGGCCAUCAUUGCCCGGACAGACCUGAAGAAAAACCGAGAUUACCCACUGGCCUCCAAAGAUGCCAAGAAGCAGCUGCUGUGUGGAGCAGCCAUUGGCACUCACGAGGAUGACAAGUAUCGGCUGGACUUGCUAGCCCAGGCUGGUGUGGACGUGGUGGUUUUGGACUCUUCCCAGGGAAACUCCAUCUUCCAGAUCAACAUGAUCAAGUACAUCAAAGAGAAAUACCCCAGUCUCCAAGUCAUUGGAGGCAAUGUGGUCACAGCUGCUCAGGCCAAGAACCUCAUUGAUGCUGGUGUAGAUGCCCUGCGGGUGGGAAUGGGCAGUGGCUCCAUCUGCAUCACUCAAGAAGUGCUGGCCUGUGGGCGGCCCCAAGCAACAGCAGUGUACAAGGUGUCAGAAUAUGCACGGCGCUUUGGUGUUCCCGUCAUCGCUGAUGGAGGAAUCCAAAAUGUGGGCCAUAUCGCCAAAGCUUUGGCCCUUGGGGCCUCAACAGUUAUGAUGGGCUCCCUCCUGGCUGCUACCACUGAAGCCCCUGGCGAGUAUUUCUUCUCUGAUGGGAUCCGGCUAAAGAAAUAUCGCGGUAUGGGUUCUCUCGAUGCCAUGGACAAGCAUCUCAGCAGCCAGAACCGAUAUUUCAGUGAAGCUGACAAAAUCAAGGUGGCCCAGGGGGUGUCUGGGGCUGUGCAGGAUAAAGGAUCCAUCCACAAAUUUGUUCCCUACCUGAUUGCCGGCAUCCAGCACUCCUGCCAGGACAUUGGUGCCAAGAGUUUGACCCAAGUCCGAGCCAUGAUGUAUUCUGGAGAGCUCAAGUUUGAGAAGAGAACAUCCUCAGCUCAGGUGGAAGGUGGUGUCCACAGCCUCCAUUCGUAUGAGAAGCGUCUUUUCUGAAAAGGGAUACAGCACACCCUCGGUUUUUCAAUAAAAGUUUGAAAAAAA
Messenger RNA from Lipotes vexillifer (Yangtze River dolphin), 1679 nucleotides. RefSeq names its product inosine monophosphate dehydrogenase 2 (gene IMPDH2). Bases 87 to 1631 code for a protein of 514 amino acids. Lineage: Eukaryota; Metazoa; Chordata; Mammalia; Artiodactyla; Lipotidae. The record is from RefSeq and is a predicted model, not a curated record. Gene Ontology annotation, molecular function: IMP dehydrogenase activity. Gene Ontology annotation, biological process: GTP biosynthetic process. Gene Ontology annotation, cellular component: cytoplasm. The transcript has 14 exons.